GUGUUUAACGUAUAAAAGACUCGCAGAUAGUCCUUUGGUCUUCUUCUUCCAUAUCAGCCGAUACUCUCAAGCUCUACGUUCAUUCUUCCCUUGAAUCCCACCCGAUCUACGCACUCUGAACCUUUUUUGCCCACAGCCAUAUCAAAAUGGCCCUAGAAGUACCCAUCACCGACUUCACGCCCACAAUCCAUAAAACACCCUAUCCUGCCAUCUCACCAACCCGCAAGGAGCUGAACCAAGCUGGCAAGAAUGUCCUCAUCACCGGCGGCGGUACAGGAAUCGGCAAAGCCACUGCUCGAAACUUCGUACUUGCGUCCGCAGCCACCGUCAUCAUCGUUGGCCGCCGGCCCGAUGUACUGAAAGCAGCUGGCGCUGAACUCGAGCGAGAGGCGACGGCUGUCAAGUCUCCCACGAAGAUCAUCGUACGCAGCUGCGACAUGACUAAGAGCUCAGAGGUCAACGCUCUUUGGGAUGAUCUCAAGGCCCAGGGCACAACGGUCAAUGUUCUUGUCCUGAAUGCAGCCAAGUUUAGUGAGACGAAGCCGCUUUUUGAACUUGGUAUAGAGGAGGUUUGGUCGCAGAUGGAGGCCAACGUCAAGGGCCCGCUGCAAUUCGCUGAGCGAUUCUACAAGCAGGACGACAAGAGCGAGAAAGUGAGUAUCUUCGAUCUCGUUACCACGAUUCGUGACAAUUAGCUGACCAGCGCCGACUCUAGUCCCUCCUCAACGUAACGACCGCGGCUAUCCACAUGCUUCAGAAUCCCAUCGUUAUUGCUCGUCCGGCUUAUAGCCUUACCAAGCUUAGCGGAACCCUCGCUAUUCAGCUCCUUGCCAAUAGCAUACCACAGGAUAAGACUCAGAUCAUCAGUUACCACCCGGGGAUGGUAUAUGGCGAUGGAUGGAUUUCCUCGGGUAUCACCGAGGACAUGCUCCCCUUUGAU
This is a messenger RNA of Mytilinidion resinicola, 940 nucleotides long. Its product is annotated as NAD(P)-binding protein. The transcript has a single exon. Gene Ontology annotation, molecular function: oxidoreductase activity. The record is from RefSeq and is a predicted model, not a curated record. Gene Ontology annotation, cellular component: cytosol. The coding region runs from base 147 to 695 and encodes 182 amino acids. NCBI's taxonomy places the organism in Eukaryota, Fungi, Ascomycota, Dothideomycetes, Mytilinidiales, Mytilinidiaceae.